GAGCGCGAUGACACUGGAGCUCCGGUCUGGGACACGGAAAUGCUCAAUGUGCAGUUCUUUUAUUAUUAUUGUUUUUUAAAUAACUACAAUAAACAUUUGUGGUUAUUUAUAUAAACUGUCCAGAUGGGAAUUAAAAACACGUCACUUGUCAAUCGUCUGUCGGGUCGGUGGCGGACGGAUAACAGGCCUCCAGUGGUGGAAGUACUGUAACAAUACCACAGUCUAGAAGUGGCUGGUUUUGGCCUUGGCGAUGAUGCGCUUCUACAUCCACAAAGGCACACACAAGGGUCUGUACAGAAGCAUAGCCAGAACACUCAAGUUCUUCCAGACCUUUGCAUUAGUUGAGGUGGGACAUUGUGCGUUAGGCAUCGUGAGGACCUCCGUGAUCGUCACCGGGGUGCAGGUGUGCUCGCGGAUCUUCAUGGUUUGGUUCAUCACCAACAGCAUCAGACAGAUCCAGAAUGAAGAGAGCGUAAUCCUAUUCCUGGUUGUGUGGACGGUGACGGAGAUCACCAGAUAUUCCUACUACACAUUCAACCUGCUGCACCACCUGCCGUACUUCAUCAAAUGGGCCAGGUACAACCUCUUCAUCGUCUUGUACCCCUUGGGAGUCGCCGGGGAACUGCUGACCAUCUACGCCGCUCUGCCGUUCGUGCGCAGAUCCGGAAUGUUCUCCAUGAGGCUCCCCAACAAGUACAACGUGUCCUUCGACUACUACUACUGCCUCAUCGUCGUCAUGUUGUCCUACAUCCCACUGUUUCCUCAGCUCUUCUUCCACAUGCUGCGGCAGAGGAGGAGGGUGCUUCACGGCGAGGUCAUAGUGGAGAAGGACGACUAGACGGCCGCCGCCGCCGCCCGAUGCCGCCGCCCUCACCUGCCCCACUCCAGCUCCGCCUCACCUUUUAGCACCACCGGCCCACUUACAGGUCUUCAUCGCGCGGAUGAAGAAAAAAGGCCUGACGAGAGGGAACAUCGGGAAGAAAAGGCGUUCACCAGUGCUGAUAAUAUUGGCCGAUCCGAAGUCUUCACAGGAUCAUCUGAAUGGUGGUAUUAGAAACUUGUUUACAGUCCCAGUGUUAGACCGAGGCCCGACGUCGCGUCAUCAGACGAGGGGGCUUCCGGGGAAAUGUGAAGCACGGGGAGGAAGUUUGAAAGCCGUGUCUCCUCUCGUCCCGCUGUCGACCCAAUUGGCACUUGUGUUCGUUUUUUUUUUUAGUUUUUUUUAAAGUGUAUUCCACCAAAAGAGGUUUUAUACAGAAGUAGCUUGGCUGUAAAAAAAAAAGAAAAUAUUCAGUUUAAUCAUACCUCAACAAUAAAUCUACAUUUAGACAAUAUGCUGCUUCUUUUGUGUACGUUUUUAAAUGAUACAAUGUGAAAUGAGCGGUUAAUAGUAAGCAUAUUUCUUAAAGAUAAUUUAUUCACAUAACGUGUUCUUAGCUUAACACUUAACACACUUCCAUGUUGCUUUGAUGUUUACUAUGUCAAAUGAAUUUGAGUCUUCUGAAAGCUUUUCCAUCGGACGCUGUAGGUGAGACUUUAAUUCAGAUUUCUGUGAGCACUCGCAGUCUUCAGUCGCUGUGGUUUGUUUUCUAACAGGAAGAAUCUCGCGUGCGUGUCGAUAGAAAGCCGCUGUUUUUGAGAUCAUCUCAUUCUUCUGUGCAGCUGAAGCGGCAAACAGGACGGGAAAUGAUUGAGAGGAAAUGUUGCGUAGUCCGCGGUUAUUGAAGAAAGUCAACACUUGUCUAUAAUCUGGGUCCGUGAGGAGAAAAACAGUAAAACAAAAGUCUCUGGAAAAAUGAUAUUUCAAGAGCAUAAGAAUAGAAAUGUGAAAAUUACUUUUUUUUGUGCAAAAAUCAAUAAACUCAAUUCUAAAAUAC
Molecule: messenger RNA, 1877 nt
Organism: Gasterosteus aculeatus aculeatus (three-spined stickleback)
Lineage: Eukaryota; Metazoa; Chordata; Actinopteri; Perciformes; Gasterosteidae
Source: RefSeq, a predicted model, not a curated record